Ectocarpus sp. CCAP 1310/34 is the source of this 3758-nucleotide messenger RNA. The record is from the annotation of a GenBank genome assembly. NCBI's taxonomy places the organism in Eukaryota, Phaeophyceae, Ectocarpales, Ectocarpaceae.
GCCUCGGCCCGCAGUGCUCACUCCGGUGUUGCACAACACGCACGACCCAGCCGCAUCCACAGCGAGCGGAAGACGAGGGCAAGCAAGAGAGAGAAGGACAAAGAGAAAGGCCAGAGCAUCCACCCCAUUGAUCCGACUGGGCACUCAGCUGGGACAGAGCGGGUCCUUUCUUUUUGUUUACCGUCAUGUCCUUCCAAUCUUCACCGACGCUGCCGAGGAGGAAGUACGGAUCGGUCGAGCAAGACGAUGUCGCGAAGGCAACGCCAGUGUUGUCCUUCGACCACCUUCGGGAAAAUGGGACGGAGAGAAGAGAGCAACCCAGCGGAAGGAGAUGGCUUAGCUUUGCUGUUGUGGGCACGCUCGCCGUGGGCGUGAUGGUAGCCUUGGCUCAGGCGGGGUAUCACCUUCCUUCGGCGACAACAACGUUGGAGACAGCACGGACGGAGUCGAUGAUCGAGGCAUCCGGGAUCGCGCGGAGCAGCGGCAGCGGCAGCGUGAAGGCCAACGACACCCCCGCUGCUGUCAAAGUCCACCACUCCCGGCCAGGAGUCGCAACGGAGCUGGCCCCCCUCUCGUUCGAGGCGACAAACUUCUACCACAUUCGUGACGGAAAGCCGGCGCUGGACUACCCGUGGCUCAAGGAGGUCAAGCUCAUCGAGCCGCACCGCGAGACGACGUUUACGGUAUCGUCCCCGCGGGACGGGUUCGAGUAUCGCUGGACCGUGCGGGGCGCCGACGCCGACAAGGACGACUUGCGUGCCGAAGCGAGCGGUGCCGAGACCGUGAUGAUCCUCACUGUCCUCGAUGACACCAUCAUUGAUUUGGAGGAGGUAAACACGGAGACCGGCGUGGUCGCUAGAAGGCUGGAGGAGAAGGUGAUGGUCAAGUACGUCCGCCGCGAGUUGCGAACCCUCACGGACGAGGAGCGAGAGGAGCUGUUUGACGCGAUGUACACGCUUUGGACGGUGAGAGUGAAAGGUGGCAACGGCAAAGAGCUGUACGGAGAUGACUACGCAGACAUCUACGCCAUCAACCGUCUUCACUACAAGGCAGCGAGCCCGCAGGACUGCGAUCACUUCCACGAUGGUCUCGGGUUUAUGACGAACCACGCAGUCAUCACCAACACCUUCGAGUACAGCCUUCAGAGGGUCAAUCCCAAGCUGACCGUGCCGUACUGGGACUUCACCAUCGACGGCUCUUCGGCCGGAGGGAUUUUCGGGGAAUCUGUUUCGUCGGCGGAGACUUACAGCAAAGUGUUCACGCCCGAAUGGUUCGGGACGUACGAUGAGGACGACAACAUGUUGAAGGACAGCCGGUGGGCCUUCACCCCGAUCCCCCGAAUGGAAGUCAACAACCCCGGUGAACUCACCCCGGACGUCUACCUCAAGCUUCGCGCUCCGUGGAACGUCAACGAUAGGGCUUACCUGACUCGGGGAAUGGGCAACAUGUGCGGCAUCCCGACGAGCAACACCUACCCGUGGCCCACGUGCGAGACUCACUACGAUCUCGCCACCUCCUACAAGGACUUCUACUCGUACGUGUGGGACAGCCUGUACGAUCCCCACGGUCCUGUGCACAUCUGGAUCGGGGGUGUGCUGGACUGCGAGCAGACGUACACCACUAUCCGCAAUCUUGUCGGUGAAGAGGCCGCGGGAGAGCUCGCCAUGUUCUCCUUCGUUCACCGCAAGAACUUGUACCGCGAGGGAAUCUUCCAGUGCUCGGGAACCGCAGGUGUCGGUCAGAAGCCCGAAGAGAUUUUGUCCACCGGGCAGUGCGGCUGCCUUGGAUACGAUCUCACCCAGGGAACCGACUACCAGGACAUCUUCGACCGCCUGACCAUGGCGGAUUCCAUCAUCGGGGACGUAGAUGACGAGGUCAAGAGGGAAGUGACUUCGAUCAUUUGCGGUACCCCCGCGAAUGACGGCGAUCACUUGCAGGCUAGCUCGUCCCUGGACCCGUCAUUCUGGCCGACGCACCCAACCAUGGAGCGGCUGUGGAUGUACAGCAUCCUGACGGGGCACAUCACGGAUUUCACCUGGCCGGACGGCGACGUCACCGUCACCAAGCCCGACGGCACUGUGGAGGUUGAGUCGAUCAGCCUUUACGGCGACACCUGCACGGGACACCGCGGCAGCGACGUGUUCCCCUUCGGCCUCCUGGACUCCGACACGGACGACUUCACCAUCAAGACCGGUAUCCGCGGCAACCCGGACACCGGCAACCAGCUCACCAACCGCGAGGUCCUCCAGGCGUUCGACGCCCGUUCCAACUCCCUUCCCUACGUGUACGACACCUUCAAGUGGACGCACUGCGAGGCGGACGGGGUCAACUUCGACGACGCCUGGGAAAACGCCAAGGCGAGAGGCCCGUCGUCGAUUAAGAGUCGCCCGGCAUUCAAGGAGGGUGAAGUCCGAAGGCCGCGCUACAGCGGCUACGACGAGAUUAUGGCGAAUGCACUGGCCAGGAGGGCCAAGGCUGAGGGUCAGGCCGCCGCGCCCUGAUUCGCGUCGAAUCGGCGCUCGCGAGUAAACUGGCUGGUAGCUAGAGAACCCACUCGACAGGAAACACGUUUUUUUUUUUUCUUUCUGCUAUUUUGUGCGCCCGUUCUCGUUUGUCAUCUGGAUAGGUCGGUGAAUGGGGUAUCCCGGGUGCAUUGCUUUCCACGGCGAAAGUGUCUCCUGCGGUGCGAGCUUGGGCCAGUAGGAUGGCUGUUCAAACUCUUAUAUAAGUGAUUUUGUGGUGUCGGAGAUCGGUUUUGUUGUGGCGCCUCGUUGCUAUAGACGGUUGUGUACUUUCUCCGAUGCAAUGAUGCACUUCGACGUUGUCCUUGUCUUCAGCGCUGUUCCUUGGUGGUUAAAGGAAUUGGUGCGUGUUCUCUCCCGCCCUCGCCGAGCUAGGAUGCGGGAUAUAGUUCAGGGUUGUCUGGUUUGUUCUACACGUGAGUGACAUUCUCAAGUCUUGGUAGGUCAAACUAUCUGUAGUGUGUCGUAUCGUAUGUACAUCUCGCUUCCCAAGGUCGGCAGCGACUGUUAUGCUGCAAUUACGCUUGAUCGUUGUCUUGGUGCGAGAGCGUGCCUCGCCCGCAUCGUGGCUCCUUGUGGUUGACGAAGACGCUCAUUUUUCUUGUCAUUUUGGUGUAUGGGUGGUGCUUGCUGUCCGUGUCGGCACAUGAAGGGCUAUAGUCAAUGCCAGAAGGUGGGGUCUUCAGGAGGGUGUUGUGUGUCUCAUCUGUGAUGUUGCAUGUGUUGAUUUUAACGACGAAAAAGCCGUGUCCCGACCUCGUCAGCCCGUGCAAUGGAGAAGGACUCGAGCUGCAGCCAGCCGUCCUCUUGUUUUGGUGUAUUGUUACCUGUGGAGGAUGCAUACACUCGACGAAGUCACCACGGGUGCCGCAGCCCUGCGCAACUGGGGGUGCUGGUGUCUGUGAAAAGUCAACUGCGGUUCAAAUAUGCAUACAUCAAUCAAUCGUAAUUUUGGAGAUGGAAGAGCGUGUUCGUGCACACGGAUAAGUACGUCGUGGCACACGGGUGGGGCCCCGUGACUGCUACACCCCACCCGCCGAACCUACAAAAACACGGUAGUAGCGACGUUCACGUGUGUUGGGGCAGUAUUUUUGCGCGUGAGUUGUAGACACCGAGCAAUGUUAGCAAAACAUGGACUUGCAUAUCCCAAGAUCAUUGGUUUUCUGCCUACAAAAAAAACGUUCAUCGGUGGCGCCACAAAGAGACGCUCGGUUGUAGGCCUGGGCAAAGCCCGGA